Molecule: messenger RNA, 1317 nt
Organism: Symsagittifera roscoffensis
Lineage: Eukaryota; Metazoa; Xenacoelomorpha; Acoela; Convolutidae
Product: protein MFI-like
Exons: 8
Coding region: 201-1277 (358 amino acids)
Source: RefSeq, a predicted model, not a curated record
CUUCUUGCCUUUACGUUGAUAGAUGUUUUUAUAUCCAAAAUAAUCACGUCAAAAUGUAAUGUGCGAACUUGGUCUGAAGCAAUUCCAUCAUAUAGAAUCACAAUCAAGCCAAUAUUUUCUACUUUUAAUUUCAAACAAGAUCUUUCAUAAAUGCUUCUUGAGUAUUUUCUUACUGCUUUGAUUGUGUUGCAUGAACACUGAUGUCUUUGGAAGAAACAGGAGAAGAACUAUCAACUCGGAGUUCCAAGGCAGCUGAAGUCAUUCAACGAGCAUGGCGAAGACACAUCGACAUCCAAGUGUACAAAUACUACCGGGAUCUCAUCACUUUCAAGUGCCAAGGAGAUCCUGCACAGAUGUUACGCUGCAUUAACCCCAUCGAGGCACAGCUGCUGGAUGCUGCCUCUGGCGCUUUCGUGCGAUUCCGACUGGCGGGGGAAAAGUUCCCUCCCAACAUCUACUACAAAGUGUUCACGAAGAGUCCGGUGAUAGACAUGUGUGCGAACAGUCCCAAGAACUACGUCAAGCAAUCCAGCCUCAAGGUAGCGGCCAGGGAACACAACAACAAAGUCCAGGGCGACGAGGAGUUGAAGGCCAAAGAUCCAAAAGGAACGCAUGAUUGGUACAAGAGAUUUGAGAACAAUGGUUGGCGACUCAUUACAGAUCGGCACAUUCACAAUGGGGACUCUGACCGCACAACUUACGAGACGUCUCGCAAACUGUACAAACAACACCACGAUGGUCUGCUGAAGAUAGAGGACGUGAAGAGGAGGAGGAAAGAGAAGAAGAUCAGAUGGCUGAAGAAACUCUACGACCACAAAAUGCUCAAGUGCAAAGACGAAAACGACCAGUACAAAAGUGAUCAAGUGAUGAGUUUGGCCGAACAGAUGAUAGACUGUGUGGAGGGCAGUGGUGACGCGAAGGGGGACUCCUCCUCCAACCCCUAUUUUCCCUCCCCCUACUCCAAAAUAGACGAGUACGAUGAGUGGGAAGUAGAUGAAUUGCUGGGUUGGACCAAUGCACUCAACUUCGACGAUUAUCUGGAUGAUUGGAGAACGAUAGCUAGCACCACUUCAGCCAUCGAAAACCGUGAGAGAGAUACCCCCGUUGGAAACAGGAGGAAAGUGAUCGAAAGCGAGAUAGCAGAGUUCACAGUACAGAGAGAAACGAAGUUGCAGAACAACACCCAUCCAGAACAUGCCUCCCACCAAUUCCUCUCAUCCGCUCAAACCUUCUCUUACACUGCUAAAAAUAACACUAAUCAAUCUUUUAACUUGUAGUCUAUUUAAACUACGGUUUAAUUUAAACUGUUGCAUUCUA